AUGUCUCCGCUUUACAGCGCAUGCGGCAUCAUCCUGCUGGCCCUAACUCUCUCGCACCACUUCCGCAACCACACCUCCCUCGCCCACACGCACACCCUCUUCCUCACCUAUGGCCUCACCUACCAGACCUCCCUCCUCACCCACCGCCUAACCUUCACCAGCUGCGCCCUCAACACGAAACACAUCCUCUGCACUGCCUUCACCGACUUCGACAGCUCCCCUCUCCGCAAACCCCUCUUCACGCCCAUCACGCCCCAUGGGAUCUUCACUCUCGACGGCUUAGCCUGGAAGCGCAGUCGCGAGCAGCUGCGCGCCCGACUCUCCAACCUCCGACGGACCAUCGACCUCUCGCUCUGCGAGGAGCAUUUCCGGGCCUUUCUGAAACAUGUCCCGCCGGACGGAGGCGUGUUUGAUGCCCAGAGGGUGGUGUUUGCGUUGUCGCUGGAUCUUCAGACGAGGUUUUCGCUGGGAGAGUCGGUGGAUGCGUUGGGUGAGAUGCAGAGUGAGGAGCAGAGAAGGUUUCUGGGGGAUUUGGCGCGGGUGAAAGAGCGGAUCGUGAGGGAUGGGUUUAGGGGGCCGUUGAGGCAUUUUGAGGGAAAGGGGGCGUUUUGGAGGGCUUGUGCGAGGGUGAGGGGGUUUGUGGUGGAACGGGUGAGGAGGGAUAUCGAGGGAAGAAGGAGUGGUGGUGUUGGGGAUGGGGUGGGUGUACCGGAGGAGGAGAUCAAUCAAUCUGCUGAUCAGGCGCUGAGUAUCCUCCUCGCAAACGAUAGCAUGAGUACCACGCUAUCUGGGAUUCUUUAUUGUCUUGCGAAGGAUGAGCGUGUGGUAACGAAGCUGAGGGAUAGUAUUGUGGAUUCGAUUGGGCUGGAGCCUCCGACGUGGGCGCAGUUGGGGGGGUUGCAAUAUGUGCGGUGGGUGAUUCAGGAAGCAAUGCGUCUUUACCCACCUGUUGUGCUCAACGCCCGCGUCGCUAAUAAAAUGACGACCCUGCCUACCGGUGGCAUCUCCUCCACCAAGAAUAACACCAACACUACCGACAGUCAAAACAUACCCAUCCUAAUCCACCCCAACGAGAUCGUCGUCUUUUCCACCUGGUCCCUGCAUCGCCUGGACCCUAGCUUCGGACCGGAUCCUGAAUCCUUUUACCCCGAGCGCUGGGAAACACGGAACCCUGAGUCCAUGCCGGGAUAUAUCCCGUUUAAUAAGGGGCCGAGAAGUUGUCCGGGUCAACACUACGCGACCAUCAUCCUCACAUACCUCGUCACGCGCAUGUUCCAGACCUUUUCCACCGUGACAGACUACAACGCCGGUCCGUGGCGAGAAAGGAUCAGCAUGACGUUUGAGAAUGCGGAUGGGGUGUUGGUGGGGUUAUCUUGACUAUUAUUAUAUUGUAUUUUAUUUUAUUUUAUUUUAUCUUGGUUUAGUUUUUAGUUUGUCUUCCGGCCAUCUAUCUAGGAUUUACUUGAACUGGGGAUAGGGGUUUUUGGUUGGUUUGCGGUUGACUGGUUUGGAUGGAUAAACUAAAUCAAAUAAAUAUUGUAGAUAGAUAGUAGUACUAAUGGG
Messenger RNA from Aspergillus heteromorphus CBS 117.55, 1563 nucleotides. Its product is annotated as cytochrome P450 monooxygenase afumB. The record is from RefSeq and is a predicted model, not a curated record. Bases 1 to 1377 code for a protein of 458 amino acids. The transcript is spliced from 4 exons. Gene Ontology annotation, molecular function: monooxygenase activity; iron ion binding; oxidoreductase activity, acting on paired donors, with incorporation or reduction of molecular oxygen. Lineage: Eukaryota; Fungi; Ascomycota; Eurotiomycetes; Eurotiales; Aspergillaceae.